ACAGAACAUCACACAUCACCCCAGAGGAAAUAUUCUGUGGCUUGAAGCAUUGUUAUGUUUUACUAACCUAGCAUUUUUGUUGACAAUCAAAACUGCUACACACAUUUGUUAUUUCUGAUUUACUGAUGAAUAAGUACGUUAUAUUUAAUUGCAGAAUAAUACGAAUAUACGAAGAUAAGUGAGAAUGGAAGACGCUCAAGUGCUGCAGAAAAAGCUGUACUUUUUGGUGGAACAACUGCAAAAUAUGGCAGGCGAACUGCCCCCUAAAUAUCAAAUGAGAUUGCCGUAUGAACUGCUUUCGAGCCUAGCUAACUGUCUGCUCAACGAGACUGUGUUCGAAAUAGUAAAAGGCUUGCUGGAGAUUCAGCAUGUAACGGAACAGCAUCUUUUCCAGCAAAGGCUUCAAUUUAUUAACGCCAAAAAACAAGAAGAACAAGAGUUGUUGAAGAAAUAUGAAACAAAUUCCGACAAAAAAAUCGAAGUCCUUCAAAAAUUCAUGAUCGAACAAAAACAGGAAUUGAAGGAGUUCGAUAUGAAAUUAGUUCUGGAACUAGAUAGAAAAGUGACUAAUCAACAGGACAUUCUGGAGCAGGCUGGAGUUCCGGGCUUUUAUCGUACAAGCAAUCCUUUGGAAAUCAAAGUUCAGAUGCAUUUACUCGAUUUUCUUCUCAGGCUUAGUCAAAUGCAAAUGCCCGUCUGAGUUCUCAUGGCCCGCAAUUGUAAUGAAUAAGAAGCUACUUGACUACAUGCAGUCAAUCCCUUUAUCACUUAGAAUAAUCCAAGGCAAAACACUUUAUUAUGGAAAGAAGUCAAUAAACUUUCAAUAGCCAGUCGGUGUCGGUAGUGACAUUCCAGUCUAAUUAAGUAUGUUAAAGGUCGGACUACGGGUUAAAAACUGAAUUAAUGUGGAUAGAAAUGUGUGAUUCAAAUAUUUAAUAGUCAAAAUUUGGCUGAUGUGGGCAUGUCUAUGCAAUUUAUGUUAAAUGAAGAUUGUAAUUUUGAGAUUAUGUAAAGAUAAAAAGUACUUAAUAAUAAAAUAACUGAACUACGGCAGAAA
Messenger RNA from Dendroctonus ponderosae (mountain pine beetle), 1057 nucleotides. RefSeq names its product gonadal protein gdl (gene gdl). The coding region runs from base 185 to 700 and encodes 171 amino acids. The record is from RefSeq and is a predicted model, not a curated record. Lineage: Eukaryota; Metazoa; Arthropoda; Insecta; Coleoptera; Curculionidae. The transcript has 5 exons.